UAGCGCUCCUCCAGACGUGGAGUUCUCCGUGCAUCGAUAUCUCAUAAAAAUAAAGUAGCACCUGUUCAUCAUAUCGGAGGAGAGGGCCGGGCCGGGGAUGGACAGGCGGCUCCUCAACGCAGCCGUAUCUGGUGAUGCCACAGAAAUUGUGCGCCUGGCUUUGCACGAUCCGGCCCUGCUGCUUGGAACAACUCCGCAGGGGAACACCUGCAUCCACAUCGCCUCCAUCCAUGGCCAUGAGGGGUUCUGCAAGGACGUCCUGGCGCUAAGCCAGUCUCUUCCUCUCCUGACUGCCGUCAAUGCAGACGGCGAGACGCCGUUGCUCACCGCCGUGACGAGGGGCCGCCCGGCUUUAGCUUCUCUUCUCCUCAGGUGCUGCAAGGAUCAGCAGGCGAUCUUGAUCAAGGACAAGCACGGAUGCAACGCGUUGCACUACGCCAUCCGCAGAGGAUACAGGGCGCUUGCGUUCGAGCUGAUAGAAGCCGCGCCUGACCUAUCCAAAGCUGUGAAUGAAAACGACGAGUCGCCCAUGUUCAUUGCAGCGAUGAGAAAUUUCACUCAUUUGUUCGACAAGUUGUUGAGUAUUCCUGAUUCGGCUGAUUCGGGAGCCUGCGGCUUCAAUGUUCUCCAUGCUGCCGUCGGAAAUGGCAAUUCAGGUGAGACCUGUGCAUUCAUCACCUAA
Molecule: messenger RNA, 682 nt
Organism: Panicum virgatum (switchgrass)
Lineage: Eukaryota; Viridiplantae; Streptophyta; Magnoliopsida; Poales; Poaceae
Product: nuclear factor NF-kappa-B p100 subunit-like
Exons: 1
Coding region: 98-682 (194 amino acids)
Molecular function (GO): protein binding
Source: RefSeq, a predicted model, not a curated record